Trichoderma reesei QM6a is the source of this 294-nucleotide messenger RNA. RefSeq lists its product as uncharacterized. The record is from RefSeq and is a predicted model, not a curated record. Gene Ontology annotation, cellular component: mitochondrial large ribosomal subunit. Lineage: Eukaryota; Fungi; Ascomycota; Sordariomycetes; Hypocreales; Hypocreaceae. The transcript is spliced from 2 exons. Gene Ontology annotation, molecular function: structural constituent of ribosome. Bases 1 to 294 code for a protein of 97 amino acids.
AUGAUUACCAAAUUCAUGACAGAGGUCACGGCCAAAUUCAACCCCUUCUCGACCUGCGCAAAGCCCGCCCGCCUCUUCCUGACGUUCCUCCCGCCCAAUGUUCGCGCCAACGGGACGACUGUGCAUACGAGCCUCUUGCCGAGGAACUCUCCCGAGAGCAGUUCUCUAAAGGUCAAGUUCAAGGACGGCAAGGAGAUGGACUUUAACUGUUCCAAAACCAACAUCAAGAGCUUGAUCGAGGAAGUCGACCGUCACUCGCGCCAGCUGCAAAAGGCCGCCGAUUUGUCCGAAUAA